Messenger RNA from Hemiscyllium ocellatum (epaulette shark), 3307 nucleotides. It is a transcript of the gene smarcal1, whose product is annotated as SWI/SNF related, matrix associated, actin dependent regulator of chromatin, subfamily a-like 1. The transcript has 16 exons. The record is from RefSeq and is a predicted model, not a curated record. Lineage: Eukaryota; Metazoa; Chordata; Chondrichthyes; Orectolobiformes; Hemiscylliidae. Gene Ontology annotation, molecular function: ATP-dependent chromatin remodeler activity; ATP binding. Gene Ontology annotation, cellular component: nuclear replication fork. Gene Ontology annotation, biological process: DNA repair; replication fork processing. The coding region runs from base 390 to 3104 and encodes 904 amino acids.
UCGGCCUCGAUUUUCGGGGAGUUGUCGGCGGAAUGAUGCUGGAGUUUGGAGGCGGUGUUUGUGGAGAUGUGUGUUCCGGGAGAGGUCCUCUGUUUCCUGUUGUACGUUUCAAUAUCCGUUUGCUCAUGUUAGGUUAGAGUUUGUAUUUGCACCUUGGGUUUGCAGUGACGAAUACUAGCCUCUGUUUCUCAGUUUCAGAUGUUGUUCUUCCAGUGAAGGUUCAAUACAACAACCUGGAAUGGGUUAAGAAUGUGACCUGUUCUUCAGCUUCUACAUUUCCAGACUUGUUGCAUUUUAAAAAUUAAUUAUUGAUUGCAUAUCUUUGAUUGUAGUUUAAUGUCUCGACUGGGUAUUGCUGACACUGGCACAGUUUGAAGCAAUAAAGGAAAAUGUCAGUGGCUCUGACUGAAGAUCAGAAACGGCAGAUUGAAGCAAAUCGGUUGAAGGCACUGGCCAGGCGAGCAGAGAGGUUAGCGUUGCAGCAGCAGCAAGCACUAUCUCAACAGAACUCUGCCUUUCCAUCCGGUAACUGGAAUGGCUUGCAGUACACCCCAACUCACCGUCACCUUGGACUGGUACAGCAGAGCGAUUCUACAGCAAAGGUGGCAUCAUCUGAAUGCACUGGACAGCAAAGGGCUGCCAUUAUCGACACUGUUCCUCAAGCCUCCCUCAGUAUGGAGAAUGGGGCGACCAAGUUCACUCUUCUGGUAGCACAACCUGACUCCACGACCAAAAGCAAUCCAUCAUGUACAACUGAGGAAAGGAAUAUGCUGGCAUCUAACAGUUUGGAGCAGGAGACUUGGGCUGGGACAAACUCGGGGCAAUCUAUUUCUGGCAAUGCCCAUUUUCAAUCAGGGAAAAGCCAUUUCGGUUCAGCUGAAAUCUCAGUCGGAAACGGGAGCAAUAAUUACAGAGGCAGUUGUGUGAAGUACUCUAAGGAUCGAUUUCGUGUGGAAAUUGGAUAUAAUGCAGAGCUUGUUUCAAUGUUCAGAACAAUCCCAAGUAGAAAUUUUGAUAUGGCCACCAAGAUGUGGAACUUCAGCCUGGAUGAUUAUAACCACUUGAUGGAGCAAGUGAAACUGGUUCCAAAAAUCACGUUAAAGCCUCUAGAUGGAAUAUCCGAACCCAAGAUGGCCAUGACCACCAGUUCAUUGCCAAAGACUGGGAGAAAGCAGUGUUCCGCAUUAACUGUAAACCAACUGGCAAUGUUGGGAAGGAACUGGAAGAAGCCGGCUGCAGUGGUACAGGGACAGUUUAGACUUCUGUCACGGUCCCGUUGUGAAGCUGAGAUUGGUUAUCAUGCAGAGGUUCUGAAAAUCUUCAAACAGGCCAAGUCCAGACAUUAUGAUAUGAAAACGAGGAAGUGGAGUUUCCUGUUAGAGGAUUACAGACAGCUGAUUGAUGCACUAUCAAAGAUCUCUGAUGUGCAAAUAGAGCCAUUCCCACGAGGGGUGCUGGAGAUCUUCCUGCCCCAGUUCGAAAAGACCUCUCUGGAGCCUGUGGAAGUCCCAGAAGCUGAUUUGUCAGCUGUCGAUCCCAAACUAGUCCAUAGCCUAAUGCCAUUCCAAAGAGAUGGAGUAAAUUUUGCCGUAUCUCGGGGAGGCCGUUUGCUGUUGGCUGAUGACAUGGGACUUGGGAAGACACUUCAAGCCAUUUGCAUUGCCGCAGUUUAUCGGAAAGAAUGGCCGGUGCUUGUCAUUACACCAUCAUCUGUCCGAUUUACCUGGGCACAGGCUUUUAGCCAAUGGUUGCCAUCAUUGGAUACUAAGGCUAUUGACGUUAUACUGACAGGAAAAGAUCGAUUAUCAUCCUCUCGUGUCAGCAUAAUCAGCUAUGACCUGCUCGCUAAACUCAGGAAUCAGUUGAUGGAGAAACACUUCCAGGUCAUCAUUGUAGAUGAAUCUCAUUUCCUGAAGAAUAUGAAGACAGCCCGAUGCAAAGCUGCUCGCCCCCUCCUCCAGGCAGCCAAGAGACUCCUCCUUCUCUCUGGGACACCAGCCAUGUCCAGACCAGCUGAGCUGUACAGUCAGAUAGCUGUGCUCCAACCCAAACUGUUUUCAAACUUCCAUGACUUUGGAAUCCGUUACUGUGCUGCCCAACGGUUGCCGUGGGGAUGGGAUUACUCAGGAUCAUCCAAUUUGGUGGAACUGCGGCUCUUGCUUCUGGAGUCCCUCAUGAUCAGGCGGCUAAAAUCUGAUGUCCUGUCACAGUUACCAGCUAAGAGGCGCAAGGUGGUGCUAAUACAGCCUGAGGGUGUGAGUGCGAAAGCCAGAGCAGCAUUGGAGGCAGCUGCAAAAGAGAUGACAAAAGACCACAAAACGAAACGAGAGAAAAAGGAGGCUUUGUUGCUCUUCUACAAUCGUACAGCGGAGGCCAAAGUCCGAUCAAUUGUAGAAUAUGUGAAGGAUCUGCUGGAGAGUGGCCGGGAGAAAUUCCUGGUGUUUGGGCAUCACCAGCUGGUACUAGAUGCGUUGUGUGAGACUCUAGGAGAGAAGAAAGUUAAAUUUAUCCGUAUUGAUGGCUCCACUUCCUCCUCCGAUCGCCAGUCCCUGUGUGACCAGUUCCAGUUUUCGGAGCAACGCUGUGUAGCUGUGCUGUCAAUCACAGCUGCCAAUAUGGGCUUGACUUUAUCCUCUGCUGAUCUGGUGGUCAUUGCUGAACUUUUCUGGAACCCUGGUAUCCUCUUUCAAGCUGAAGACAGAGUUCACCGCAUAGGGCAGUCAAACUGUGUAGAUAUUCAUUACUUGGUUGCUCGAGGCACUGCUGAUGAUUAUCUCUGGCCCAUAAUUCAAGAAAAGGUCAAGGUUCUUGGACAGGCUGGUCUGUCAGAAAACAACUUUGCAGAGACUGAAACAACAGAUUAUUUUCAACAGGGUCCGAGGCAGAUGAAAAUGGUUGAUUUUCUCCAAACAGCAUUUGAUUCUGAAGGCAUAGAUGAAGAAGUUCUUCUGCUUGAAGCUGCUGAUGUCUGUCUUAAUUCUCACCGGGACACUGGCAUCGACCCUGGAAGCAGCUUCUGCACUGACACUGGAAUUUCACAACAAUCUAAUGAUACAGAGAGUCCCCCUAAAAAGAGACGGAUUGAGGAGUAUUUUACCAAAUAAUGCGAUACUAUUUGAAAUAAGAAAAUGCACACAUUUGUGUAAAUGAAUACAUUUUGUAAAUAAUGUAUAGUUAAAAUGGUCAUAAACUGAAACAAUGUUUUACAAAGGUGUGCAACUAAGACUCCGUUAGUCUUGAGAAAUUUGGUGAAGAAUAUUUAUAGUUUUUAUACCUGCAUCAAGUGCUAAAUCAUCUAGAAACAACC